This is a messenger RNA of Lacerta agilis (Sand lizard), 700 nucleotides long. RefSeq names its product chromosome Z CXorf65 homolog (gene CZHXorf65). NCBI's taxonomy places the organism in Eukaryota, Metazoa, Chordata, Lepidosauria, Squamata, Lacertidae. The record is from RefSeq and is a predicted model, not a curated record. The transcript is spliced from 6 exons. The coding region runs from base 61 to 630 and encodes 189 amino acids.
UGGCUCCAGGGUGGUUCAGCUGGUCAAGAGCUGCCCAGCUGAACCAAGGAGAUCUGGGGAAUGUUUAUCUGCGUUAAAUAUGGAGACCAACGACAACUCCUGGCGAACAUUAACUGCUCAGUCUUACUCCUAAUGCAUUACCUGCGCGACAAGGUGGGACUGCACAGGACAGACCCCAUUGACUUGUGUGAAGAGAAUGGGACCCUGAAGCUGCUAUUCCUAGUCAAGUUUCCGGAAGACAAUGCCAGCAAGUUCCUCACUCCCCGUAUGACCUACUACAUAUGUAAGGUGGAGCGGGGCAGCCCAGGGUCGAAACAAGAAAACAGCUACCGGGCCUUUCACCCUAUGUUCAAGCACCCUCCAGCAGAAUUAUUGGACUCGUUGCGCAACCAGUGUGACAUCCUUGAGAAAAACCGCCUCAAGAUUCUCAAGAGUGCAGAUGGCAAGAAGACGCUAACCAUGGAAUCACUCCUGACGUGCAUGGCAAUGGCAAAUCAGUUGGCGGGGAAAGUCACUGGGAAGUCUGGGGCCAGUUCGUCUGCCGGCCAAGAUGAUGAGGGCCAGCCUCGUAAGACAGUCACAGCAGCCAAAGCCAGAUGGGAGACAAGCAGGAAGGAUAAGCAUCGCUGAGUACCGAAGGUGAUGCCCAGAGGGAGCUGCAGCUCACUAUCACUGUGAAUAAAGGCACCUUUGGACCUGA